CUCCUCCUCCCGAACGAGUCUGGCCGGAGUCUGUGGCUCAAAAUGGCGGCCGCGGCGGCGGCCGGAGCAGACCGAGGAGGGGGUAGUAGCGAGAGCCGCUGAGGCGGGCCGGCCCCUGCUGCCCAGCCGGGGAUCAUGGAGGCUCCGGGCUGCAGCUGAAAGACGCGCUCGAAAUGGAGGCAAAGAACCUACCUGAGCCAUGUCUUGAAGUUUUAUAAUGGAUUAUGGAACUGUGUGCUGAUGAGCCAGCAAGUGGAAUGCCUGAGUGACUGAAGAAAAUGGGUGCUAAUGCUUCGAACUACCCUCAUUCGUGUUCCCCAAGGGUAGGGGGAAAUUCUCAGGCACAACAGACAUUCAUAGGAACAUCCUCCUAUUCUCAUCAAGGCUAUGGCUGUGAAUCCAAACUGUAUAGCCUUGACCAUGGCCAUGAGAAACCUCAAGACAAGAAAAAGAAAAGCUCUGGGCUUGCCACCCUCAAAAAGAAGUUUAUUAAGCGCCGAAAGUCUAGCCGGUCUGCCGAUCAUGCCAAGCAGAUGCGUGAGCUACUCUCAGGCUGGGAUGUUAGAGAUGUCAAUGCGUUAGUGGAAGAGUAUGAAGGAACGUUAGCCUUAAAGGAGCUUUCUCUACAAGCUAGUUUGGCAAGACCAGAAGCCAGAACGUUGCAGAAAGACAUGGCUGAACUGUAUGAGUUCAAAUACUGUACGGAUGUAGAUCUAAUAUUUCAAGAGACUUGCUUUCCUGUGCAUCGUGCAAUUUUGGCUGCAAGGUGCCCAUUUUUUAAAACCCUACUUUCUUCUUCACCGGAGUACGGUGCAGAGAUUAUAAUGGAUAUCAACACAGCUGGCAUAGACCUGCCCAUGUUUUCUGCAUUGUUACACUACUUGUACACAGGAGAAUUUGGAAUGGAGGACUCGAGAUUUCAAAACGUUGACAUCCUUAUGCAGCUCAGUGAAGAAUUUGGAACACCAAAUUCUUUAGAUGUUGAUAUGCGAGGGCUGUUGGACUACAUGUGUUACUAUGAUGUGGUUCUCAGCUUUUCAUCUGACUCUGAACUGGUUGAAGCUUAUGGUGGAAGUCAGAGCUGCUUAGAGGAGGAGCUCAGAGCGCACAAAGCUAUCAUUUCAUCACGAUCCCCAUUUUUUCGACAUCUACUACAGCGGAGAAUACGGACCGGUGAAGAAAUCACAGAUCGAACGCUAAGGACUCCAACAAGGAUUAUACUGGAUGAAUCUAUCAUACCAAAAAAAUACGUGAGAGUGAUUUUAAACUGUAUGUAUACAGAUUUGGUGGACCUCUCUAUUUUGCACAGCAGUCCCUCAGUGGGGAGUUUAAGCGAAGUUCAGGCUCUUGUAGCAGGAAAGCCAAACAUGACAAGGGCUGAAGAAGCUAUGGAACUUUACCACAUUGCUCUCUUCCUGGAGUUCAAUAUGCUUGCGCAAGGCUGUGAGGAUAUUAUCGCUGAGAGCAUCUCACUAGACACCUUAAUUGCCAUUCUCAAGUGGAGUUCUCAGCCGUACGGCUCCAAGUGGGUUCAUCGCCAAGCACUGCAUUUCCUCUGUGAGGAAUUUACACAGGUCAUGACUUCAGAUGUCUUUUAUGAACUCGGCAAAGACCACCUGCAAACUGCCAUCCAGUCUGACUACUUACAGGCGAGUGAGCAAGAUGUCCUGAAGUAUCUUGUUAAAUGGGGUGAACAUCAGCUGAUGAAAAGAAUAGCAGACCGAGAGCCCAAUUUGCUGAGUGGCACAGCUCACAGUGUGAACAAGCGAGGUGUAAAGAGGCGAGAUCUUGACAUUGAGGAACUGAAAGAGAUCCUUUCUCCUCUCCUACCGUUUGUCCGUAUUGAGCAUAUUUUGCCUAUGAACAGUGAAGUCCUGACUGAUUCUAUGAAGAGAGGUCUCAUCAGCACUCCUCCUUCGGAUAUGUUGCCGACAGCGGAAGGUGGGAAGUCAAAUGCCUGGCUGCGACAAAAGAAUGCGGGCAUUUAUGUGAGGCCAAGGCUGUUUUCACCGUAUGUGGAGGAGGCUAAGUCGGUUCUAGAUGAGAUGAUGGUGGAACAGACUGACCUGGUUCGUUUACGGAUGGUUAGAAUGUCCAAUGUGCCAGAUACUCUCUACAUGGUAAACAAUGCCGUUCCGCAGUGCUGUCAUAUGAUAAGUCACCAGCAAAUAAACAGUAACCAAUCCAGCGCUCCUUCAGUUGUAGCCAAUGAAAUCCCAGUUCCUCGUCUCCCUGUUGUGAAAGAGAUGGUCAAACGGCUGCAGGAGCUUCGCCAUACCGAGCAGGUGCAAAGAGCUUACGCUCUGAACUGUGGAGAAGGGGCCACUGUCAGCUACGAGAUUCAGAUCCGUGUACUGCGGGAAUUUGGGCUUGCUGAUUCUGCCGCUGAGCUCUUGCAGAAUCCUCACAAGUUCUUUCCAGAUGAGCACUUUGGGGAUGAAAGCCCACUCUUGACCUUGAGACAGCCGGGGCGGUGUCGCGUGAACAGCACACCCACAGCGGAAACCAUGUUUACAGAAUUAGACUCUUUUGUGGCCUUCCAUCCACCGCUGCCCCCUCCCCCACCUCCUUACCACCCGCCAGCUACUCCAAUCCACAAUCAGUUCAAAGUCGGCUGGAAGCAAAGGGCGCAGAGCCAGCACCCCUCGCGUUCCUUUUCUUACCCCUGCAACCAUUCCCUGUUCCAUGCCAGAACAGCACCGAAAGGCCCCCCACCCAUCUACCUGUCUGGUGUCAAAGCCACACCUCCUGAUUGCACUAACACUACAGGACUGGGAAGACAAACAGUUGCUGCCGCAGCAGCAGUAAUAGCUGCUGAAAAGCAAGUAGGUACUCAACCUGUGCUCAAUGAACUGAUGCCAGAUAUCGCUAUGGGUGUGUCGACAAUGUCUCUGAAGGACAGGAGGCUGCCAGAGCUCACUGCUGACACAGAACUGAGCCAGCCUGUUCUGGAAGUUGGGCCAGGAGCAGCCCAGCACAUUUCAUGCCUUCAGACAAGGCACAUGCACAGUUCCCGGAAAAAACAUUCAGUUGAACAAAAACUGGAUUCGAGAGAGAAUCCGCAGGAAUACCCAGAUUUCUACGAUUUCUCCAACGCUGCAUGCAGACCGUCUACUCCUGCCCCCAGCAGGCACACUCCUUCACCUUCUCAAGGUAUCUAUUUUGGCCCAGAUUUGUACAGCCACAAUAAAGCACCACCCAGCGGCUUAAAGGCCACCCACUUACCUAACCACAUCUCUCCAAAAAAGCUUGAAGACUCUCGGAGGGAGUAUGCACUUUCUCAAGAAGGGCAUCCGCAUAGACAAAAGAAUGAACCGAUACACCUCAAUGUCUUAGAACAACCUCCCCAGCGGUUGGACUUGGCAUUGGCUGCCCAAGAGAAUGCUGGAAAUGGCCCAGUUCACGCAAGGGGGCGAACAAAAAUAGAAACUGACUUAACCUAUGGGUUAACCUCUGGCCGGCCUUCUCUGCCUGCAUACAGCUCAGAGAUCCAUGAAGAGCAGUCCGGCCGGAGGCUGGCAGACCUCGAGCCCUUGGAGCAUGAAGCACAGAGAAAUGUGGAUUUGGAAAGGGAAGAGGCAGUAAGCAGAGGAAGGAGGUCUCCCAGCAAACCAGACUUCCUGUACAAAAAAUCUGCCCUCUGAAAACCACCUCCACUUCUUCUCUGUGCCUAAGAGUCAUGAAACAUCCAGUCUUUGCCACCUCUGGCCUGACUUUGGUUGGGCAAGUUCAUUUAUUGCCAGCUGCCACAUCACUUUUUAAUUAUUAUUUUUGUACAUACAUGGCUUCCUUAGAGAUGGCAUGCUACCAGUUUGUUUGGAAUGCUGCUCCAGAGUUUGUGUUCCAAACAGAUUUUGUUAAGCCUCUUUAAAAAAAAAAAGUAGCCGGCACCUUUAACAGAAAAUGAAAGGUAGCCUUUUGCACCUGUACAUGAAUUUUAUUUAGUUUUUGUACUAGUAUGUUAAAACUUGCUGUUAUAUUUAAAGGACAAUGUUCAUGCUCUCUUGGGUGGCUUUUUAAAAAAGAAUUCACCUUCCGGCUUCCUGUGCGCAUUGGGUUUGCGCACUGAGAUAUGUAUUUUCUUAUCAAAUGGUGACAAUGUCUGUCUUUAUUUUUGAAUGACUAUAGGAAUUCCAAAGAACAGCACAUCUAAGUAACUGCUCUGGUUCAGUCUCAAGCCUUCCUGGUCUACCACUAGUGCAAGAAUCCAGCCUAAUACGUUUGUUCUGUUUACCAAGUCCAUGGCAGCUGGCCUUCAUCUUGAUGUAGCAAGCCCUCACUGAUGUUUGUGGCCGAGGUUUUCUGUGGAAGUGAGGAAUAUAAUUCUCUUUGGGUUCCUUGAAAUCUUCUCUCUCUUUCUCCUCUUCCAGGGGUUGGGGGCUGACAUAACACCUCUGAGAAGCACUUAGUUAACUCCUUUUGUUGGAAUACACCUGGCACUGCAAAUUGUGACAGUACUGUAAACACUCUCAUCAAUUUUUCCUUUGAGUAAGGAUAUGCAGGUAUGGGGAGGUUUUGUACCAAGCCUAGGACAGUGAGAAGACUGUCUCUGACUUUGGUGUUAACGCUCCAUCUCCUUAGAGGAAGCUGCCUGUCUCCAGUAGAGGCACCCGAAAGAGUGCUUUCUGCCUUCUUUCUUCCACCUGCGAUUAAGCAACCAAGGGCUUCAACCUUAGUGAUGACACUGAAGGCUCCUGGACCCUGUAAGUCUCUUGCUUUGUGGACGGAAAUCACAAAUUGAAGAGGAACGCCUAAGGCUUAAAUUAGCUGUAAGCAAUUUAGCACUUAAUUUCUUCAUCCCAACCUCUUCUGUGUGCGCGCAUUUGGUUUUGUCUUUUUAAAAAGACUCUGGGGACUCCGUGCUUUUAUGAACACAAAGUAAAAGAGACGGGGCCGAUUGCGUAGAAACGCCCAUUGCUGCUAAUGAUGGCCAUUUGGGCUGUCAGCAGCUGUAUGCACCCACCAUGUCUUUUCUCAUGCAAGUAUUGGGGAAAGCUCCAGUGCUGCUGUGUGGCAUCUCCUAAUACAGGCCUGACAGGGUGGCCAGCUCUAAAAUGCAGAUCUUCCAUCACCAGAAGACCUCAGUCAGAAUAUUAACUAAAGGCUGUUCUAACCUUAAAUCUGACUCUGAUUUUAGAUACUUGACACUGUUUUAAAUGUACACUUUUUCAAUGUUUAAUCACACUUUUGUUUUCAGCUCUAAAAAGAGAACAGCUCCUGCCUUUCAGUUGCUGUGUCCUAUUUCUUUUAGGGGGCAAACACUGUUAAAGCAAACAGAAGUUCUGGAUGCUUGAUGGAUAGUGUGUAUGAGUGAGAGAGUAUCUUAUCCAGAAUUUUCACACUACAUUAACUUCGCUACAAUGGUGCAAAAAGUAUAAAGUCUCCUAUCCUCUGCCUUUUUAAUUUUGGGAACAAGGGAAGGUGAGAAUCUACUAUAUCAUCUUGUCUAGUGCUUUUUAGCUGUCUUUCAUGGUAUAGGAGAACUUUGGGACAAGAUUUACCUUUGUUCUAGUAGUUCCCACUUACUCAUGCACACCGAAUAUAUCUUUAAACCCACUCUCCCAAACAAGAGCACACAGAAACACCUACGUCCAUAUUAUAGGUUUUAGAUAUUCUGUUAUUUCAAGUAGGUCAUUUUGUCCAUGUCUGAAACAGAGCCUGUUUGCUUCAGUACGUUAGUAAUGUAAUGUGUGCCUAGCUCUGUCCGUGAGUUACCCGAGGGGUAAAUUCUUGAUCUCAAUAGUGGCUAUAGAGUUGGCUGAAAUAAUCCACCCAGGUUUAGUUUACACAUGGUUUUUCCUGUGGAAUAAGCUUAGUGAGAAGCUAUUUAGGUGCAUAUUGGCUCCCAGCGAACAAAACACACUGCUUUUGAAGUCAGGUAGUUGCCAUUUUGGACCAUAGGACGGCGUUCUAGAUGAAAGCAAAUCCUGGUAAGAGACAGAAUUUUGUAGCAUGCCUUAAGAUAAUGGAGUUAUUUAGACAAUGUAAAACAACUUGCAUUAAGUCAGAAAGGCAAAUGUUCCCAGAUAAUUUUUUGAGAUGGCAAGAAACUGGCUUCUUUACCUCUAUGGCUUUCAUUAAGAAUUUGCUGUUUCUAAUGUGUCAGCAAAACUCUUCUCGGAUUCUUUGGCUUAUUAAACUAGAUCCGUUUCCCACCAGUGGUCAGAUUGGUGCAGUUUUAGCAGGACCUCUAUUGAUCCAGUGUCAUUCUACUCCUCUUGCACUUCCUUAGGAAAAAGCGUAUUUUGAUACAGUAUCUAUAUUUUGUAAACGGCGUAUGAGCAACUGGCCAACUAAAGCCAAACUUUAAUAUCCAUUAUUUGAUAGAGCAGGAGUCGCCAACCUGGUGACAUUGGGCACUGUGUUGCCCACAAAGGCUUUCGUUUGUGCCCCUGGGCAGGUUCCCCGGACUCCAAGCUUUUUUUAAAAGAGGCAAGUCUCUAGUUAUGGGGCAAAAUGUGCUGGUACCUUCUAAGUGAUUUCUGUGAAAUGAAAGUGAACGUGAUGUGACCACCUUGUAUGUUUUUCUUGACACUGACAAAUGCUCCCUGUUAUUAGACAGAAACAGCACCAGUGCACAUGUGUGAUUAGUAGUUUGAUCUCCACAAUCAGGGCAUAGCUGACUGUGGUAGGCAUAAGGUUGUCAGGGUGCUUGUCUAAUUUUGUGUUCUGCCAUGGCCCCCACCUUAGGAGGCACUUUGUGACUCGAGCCACCAGCACUCUCCCAAAAUUUGAAAUGACCCCACUGUUCCAAAAAGGAACAGUGCAAUGCAGCGGUUUUGUCUGUGUGUUAACUUGGCCCGGCAACAAAUUGAUCAAACAUGUAUUGUGCCAUAAUUGAAAUUAGUUUUACAUUCUGCUGGGCAGAUGAUUUACUCAGAACUUCAACCGCUUGGCCCCUUUGUCCUCCAAAGAAUCAGGACUCAUGAGCAAAUCCCAGCUAUUCAGUGUUUCAGUAAUUGACAACUGUGCUGUGUGUUUGGCAUCUUCAAUGCACAAUACAGUUUUAGCAGCUUAAAUAAAUAAUUUUUUGUUUGCAUGAAGCACUUUUGAAUACAUUUUAGGAAAUUCCAAGUAUUCAGUAACCAUACAGCUGUGGCUUUGAAAGAGAAAUAAUUGCUUACUGAACCAUUGGUAAACGAUGACAGAUGCUUCAGUAUGGAAAUUUAAAACUAUAAUCUUGGCUAUUUCUGCUGCAACAGAACAGUCAUGUCCAAAAUUGGUUUGGUAUCCAUCCUGGUAGGAAAAACUGUGUGUUUUAAUCAAUGAUUGGGUACUAGAAGUGCGUGUGUGCGCGUGCGCACACAAACACAUUGUGUUUCCAUGCAUCUACCUUGCGUGGGUUCUCUUUCUUUAACUUCCAGAGGUGCAAAGGGCUGUGUGGUUUGGGGAGUGAGGAGGGUUCCCCUGCCAGAAGGAAGUGGAAAAACCACCAUGUAGACAUGCCACUUUGUAUCCCAGCCAAUGUGUUUACAAUAAGUCUUCUGAAAGUAUACUGUUAAGAGUUAAUUCUCCAGUUAUCCUGUAAGACUAUUGUACAGUGACCAUCUACGUUUCAUGUUUUAAUUCCUGUCUUUGAUCUCUUUUUUUCUGCCUUUAAAAAGAGAGAAAAUGAAGAGACUGGCUCUUGCUUGUUAUUCCAAACCAUAUUUUCAUCUCUUAUGUAACUUAUUUUGAAAUGGGCUAUGGAUGGAACAAUUAUUCUAGCUUCUCCCAAUGUCUGUGCUUUUAAAUGGUGGAGGGGCUGUGUGUGGAAUGCUAGAGGAAGCUGGAGGGGGAGGGGAUGCUAUUACCGUACUUGUUUGUAUUUCUGGAAGGUGUUAAGUGUCCAUGAUGUUGCGUUGUUUUUGUGCUGUUACUGGUAUAAAGUCAAGUGCCUUCAAUACUCAAGGCUCAGAAAUUUUCUUACAACAACUUCAUGUCCUAUGCAAGUGUUUUUUCUACAACCUGCAUAACCAGUACUUUGUAAAACUUGUUUACGCUUCAAUUGUACAUAUUGGUUUUUUAAGAAAAUAUAGUAUUUUUAUUUAGGUACCUCUAGAAUUGAAUUCUAGUCCUGUGUGAUGCAUUGUAAAACAAUACAUUUCUCUUUUGAGUACCAUUACAGUUGUAAAAAGGUUUUCACUGGUUCUAUUUUUCUACUGUUGCUGAGAAGCAUGUUAACACUGACUUUAUCCUACAUAUAGUUGGCAUUUCAAAUAAAUGGCUUGUCUAGAAAAA
Zootoca vivipara (common lizard) is the source of this 8220-nucleotide messenger RNA. RefSeq names its product BTB domain containing 7 (gene BTBD7). Lineage: Eukaryota; Metazoa; Chordata; Lepidosauria; Squamata; Lacertidae. The record is from RefSeq and is a predicted model, not a curated record. Gene Ontology annotation, molecular function: protein binding. Gene Ontology annotation, biological process: morphogenesis of a branching epithelium.